Molecule: messenger RNA, 1572 nt
Organism: Paraglomus brasilianum
Lineage: Eukaryota; Fungi; Glomeromycota; Glomeromycetes; Paraglomerales; Paraglomeraceae
Source: the annotation of a GenBank genome assembly
AUGAUAAAAGUAGAAUCAGCACACUAUCAAAAUGAAUCAUCACAACACGUCCAAGCAGCCUGUGCUGCCUCUUGUGGUGGCACAUGGCAAAAAACCCUGUUGUCCAAGCCAAAUUCCACUUUUAGUCAACCCUCGCCAGUUGAUAGUAAUAGAGGGUCAUAUUCACCUAAUACUGAUAGCGACUAUAUUAAUACAAACAACUAUAUAUCCGAAACUGAUGUCAAUAUGGAAAGCGACAGUGCAGUUAUGAGUGUCCCUUUUAAACCCGUGGUAGAUUGUGGUGCAUUUAGCGUUACUUCCGAUGAUUGUCCAUCAGAUUGUCCAUCAAAGCGGCGACGGUUAAGAGAGAUGAACGGACAAUGUCAUAAAAAAACGGAUCUCCUAAUUCAUGAUUCGGAAGGAAAUACAAGGUCGUCAAUAUCAAACCAACCAAUCACAACACUUCCCACGUAUUCUGUUACUUCGCAACCUUUCUUUCAGUCGCCAGUUCAAUUUUCACCAUUGCAAAUAGAACAGGCGAGAGGAUAUCAGCCGCCAUCGCCUAUUUCCAGACAGAACACUUCCUCUAGCAGAGAGUUUGAUGCGUUUAGCUCUUCGUCAUCGUUGACCUGUUCAUCCGUCAACGAGGGAAUCGGAAGUGAGGGAACGCAGGUUGUUUCCGCGAAGCAUGAACCAGUUUAUAUAUUGCAUCGCAAACGGCCCCGUCAUGACAGUGGGUUGGGAUAUGUUGAGCCAUUAUUACUAGAAAGUGAACAAGAAUACGUAAGUGAUUGUUCGAGGACAUCAUCCAAAGACUCAAUUCAUAAGAAUGGACCUUUCAGACCCAUGGCUAUUCCAAGAUCAAGCUCGUUGGUCGUUGACAGUAAUGUCAACGAAUCUGCCCCUGUGUAUGCUGUGAAAAAUAGUGAAAGUUCAGAUUACUCUAUCCUUCGUAUGAUACCAUCGUUAAUUAGUGAAAAGAAUCGAAAGGCUGCUUUUGUCGAAAACCUUGUCGAUACGGCAGCUCUGAUCAUUGAUGUGGUUUGGAGCAAGUUUACGGUGAAUCCACGAGCGAGGCUAAUUCCCAUGCGGGUAUUUUUGCAACAAACACUUCGCCGAUCGCGUACUUCAUAUUCCACUUUACAGACCGCAUUGUUCUAUCUAUUCAGGAUUAAGCCACAGAUUGAGCAACGUGCGCUUAAACCUCGUGGGCCUCCCACUCCGUGUGACAAAGGAUCUGAGGAUGGUGGUCACAAUACGGAUCCGGCUACGUGUGGUCGCCGAAUGUUCCUAGCGGCUUUGAUCAUUGCAUCCAAGUAUUUGCAGGAUUCGAACUAUUCGAACCGAGCCUGGUCCAAAAUUUCCGGAUUACCACUUGCAGAGAUAAACGAAAAUGAGGUUAUAUUCUUGAGAUUGAUUGACUAUAAGCUUUUUAUUGCUGAAGACGUAUUCAAACGAUGGAGUAGUCUGCUUCUCACGCAUAUACAAGCCAUUUCUGGUUCGGAUAUGGAUAAUGCUAAUGCUUUCAGACUAAAGGAGAAUCAACAAAACGUCGAGUUAUUUCGUGACACUCUUCGAACAAUGGUCAUUUAA